This is a messenger RNA of Vanrija pseudolonga, 1228 nucleotides long. RefSeq names its product Fe-S cluster assembly protein DRE2 (gene DRE2). NCBI's taxonomy places the organism in Eukaryota, Fungi, Basidiomycota, Tremellomycetes, Trichosporonales, Trichosporonaceae. The record is from RefSeq and is a predicted model, not a curated record. The transcript has 3 exons. The coding region runs from base 147 to 1049 and encodes 300 amino acids. Gene Ontology annotation, biological process: iron-sulfur cluster assembly. Gene Ontology annotation, molecular function: iron-sulfur cluster binding. Gene Ontology annotation, cellular component: cytoplasm.
GACUUUUGCCUCGACUCGUUUGACCACCCGCUCACUCUGCUCUUCACCAACAGCAUUCUCUGCAUUACACACAGCUUCAGCAGCAGCGUCUUAAAGCCGAGCACCUCGCACCUCACACCUCCAUCGCCCAACCCACACCCCACGCAAUGACCGUUCCAGGCCAGUCCAAGCAGGCCGUCGUCGUCGGCUCGCUCGACCGCGCAGAUGACUACCAGCGCAUCCUGGGCGAGCUCAAGGCCGCCCAGACCAACGUGUCCAACGAGAUGGUCGACCGCAUUCUCGACAAUGCUACCACCUUCCCCGCCACCCCCAUCGCUAUCCACCUCGUCCUCCCCCUCCCCCUGCCUGCGGCGCUCUACUCGCGCAUCCCCGCCUCGACCGAGGUCUUCGUCCACCUGCCCCAGGGAGCGACCGCCGACGCCGUCUCGGCCGCCUUCACUCAGAGCGGCUUUACCGCCGGCCCCGCUCAGGCCUCGUCCUCGGUCGUCGCCUUCACGUCGGCUGCCGGUGCCGGCGCGGCCUCGUCGUCGUCAGCCCCCGCGCCUGCCGUCAAGCUAGCCGCUCGCUCGCUUGGGCUGAAGCGCAGCGCCAACAAGACGUCCAAGGCCGCCAUCUGGGCCAUCGACUCGCCCCUCCUUGCCGACAACGGCCGCUCGCUCCUCACCCCCGAGGACAAGCAACGUCCCGAGUGUGUCAUCCCCGACACUGACGGCAAGAAGGUCAAGCGCAGGCGCGCGUGCAAGGACUGCACCUGUGGCCUUGCCGACCUCGAGCGCGAGGAAGAGGCCCAGUCGUCUGCGGCCAUCAAGGAGGCCCAGAGGGCCUUCUUCCUCGAGGGCGACGACGACAUCCCCGACCACGUCCGCAAUGCCACCAUUGGCGUCGAGGGUGUCUGGCCCACCGAGUUCCGCGCCGAGGCCAAGAAGACCAGCUCGUGCGGAAGCUGCUACCUCGGCGACGCUUUCCGCUGCGGCAGCUGCCCUUACCUUGGCCUUCCUCCCUUCAAGCCCGGUGAGAAGGUGCAGCUGUCGAUCGGCGACGACCUCUGAAGUCCCUGUUCUUCUUGAUCUUGUGUGCUCGAAUCUGAGCCUCUGUUGUAAAGACAGCCGAGACAACCCCGCAGCCAAGUCUCGGCCUGUAAAAGCCCAAAACAUCGUCGGCGUGUAUCACCAACCGCUAGAUUAGAACCUACCUGCAUUGCAGUGUGUCAUGUUACUAUAACAAUCAA